GUCCCCGGGUUCUAAUCAUCGAUUGCGUUUUCGGCUUGGCAUCAGUUGCGUGUGACGAACUUGAUGUUCGUGUUUCACCUCGUCCUCGCGCCUCGCGUGCCGCGGGAUGUUGUUCAUGUGGCUGUAUCACGAUUUCUGACGCGACUAUAGUGAGAUCAAAGGAAGUCGACCAAUGCUGUGCAUCGCCCCUUGAUACACAUCAGGAUUAGAUGGUCCUCUCGCAGUAUAUAGCGGGAAGGGUCAGAAACGUACUGGGUGAUAACAGCACUUUGCAUCUUACUCGGCAGGGAACCCUCAGUCUCACCCUUUCAUCCACCUCAAACAACCCACGUCCCGUCUCAAGAUAUGUCUUCUGUGUACCCUGCGUCAUCAUUAUGGUUAGAAGAGGUGAUGCCGACGCGUUCUACUGUAGCUACUGCAGCGAACGGGGAAGGGAGCAUGACUACAAUAUUCGGACUAAACACCGCCCCCACCGAGACUUCCAGCUUCUUCUCGAAAUCUGAUGACGGCCAGUCCAGCGCGACAUCUGGCAAUCAAGACGCAAAGGUCAUCGUUGUAGCCAAGACGAACGAGAAGAAAGGUGGCGGAGCUAGCGGCGGAGGUAGAGGUGGCGGUGGUGGUGGUGGUGGUAAAGGAGGCAAAGGCGGCGGCGGUACAAGUCUGUCCACAACACCGCUCGGCGGGAGAUGGCGUAACAACUUCUACUCGAAACAUCACAGUCUGCCUGUGGGUCUGGGGACUGAUGUACACGAAGAAGAUGGGGGUCCAGGCGGUGAGGAUCCUGACAUAUACGAGGCGCUCAAGAGCAUCAUUGCAGACGCCAAAGAGCAGCUGGGCACGGUGUCCGAUGAAGAAAACAAGUACCGAGACUUCAAGAACAUGCUCGACCGACUUUUGAAGGAGGCCGAGGACCCGAAGAAUUGGGCAGACGUGGCGAUGAAGUACAACGAGUACGUGGCCAAGUUGAAUGAUGAGAUCAACGCAGUCACGAGUGGCGUAGCUGCUAGCGAUACGACGACCGACUUGCCCUUCAGCAAGAUUGUUCUAGCUGCGGUAGGAACGGCUGCCAUGUAUGGAUUAUCUUGUUGAAAUUGUGCAUCUUCCAUUUCGGAUCGUCUUCUUUACUAUACCAGCUGCUAAUUGCUUGAAGUACAUCGAAAAAGAUAUCUUCCUCACAUCACUUGCAAUAUAUUACUCAUGUCGCAUUUGGUUCGCGCUUGUACAGCCCAGGCGUU
This is a messenger RNA of Filobasidium floriforme, 1235 nucleotides long. RefSeq lists its product as uncharacterized. Bases 346 to 1089 code for a protein of 247 amino acids. The record is from RefSeq and is a predicted model, not a curated record. The transcript has a single exon. Lineage: Eukaryota; Fungi; Basidiomycota; Tremellomycetes; Filobasidiales; Filobasidiaceae.